CGCAGCGGCCUCAGUGAUGCUAUCACUGCGCCCUUAAAAAAAUAAAAAGAAAACACGCACAGACCCACCCAGCCACUGACUGCUCACGGCCGUGGAUUCAGCAUGGAGGAAAUCCUGAGGAAGCUCCAAAAAGACGCGUCUGGACACAAACACAAAGCCCUGCGGGAUGCGUGCGUGUGCGCCUGCGAAACUCUGGAGUCUCAGAGAGGAUCAGCCAAAGUUUCUCCUUCGCAGCUUCGAGAGCGCUGCCUGCUGCCGCUGCAGAUGGCUCUGGAGUCCAAAAACACCAAACUGGGACAGACGGCGCUCUCUGGCAUGCAGAGGUUCCUGUGUGACGACAGGUUUGUGGGCAGUGUCGGCUCGGAGGUGGAGGUUCUGGAGAAACAGCUGCUCAGCCAGAUGUUGGAGGCCAUCAGAGUGACUCCGUCUCUGCAUGAGGACCUGCAGGUGGAGGUCAUGAAGGUCCUGCUCUGCAUCACCUACUCUCCCAACUUUGACAUCAAUGGAGACUCCAUCCUGAAGAUCGCUCAGGUGUGUAUUGAGACCUACGUGUCCAGCUGCCACCAGCGCAGCAUCAACACAGCGGUGAGGGCCACCCUCAGCCAGAUACUGGGAGACCUGACGCUGCAGCUGCGCCACAGACAGGAGGGAGCUGAAGGAGAUGAGGUGACAUCACUGCCUCUGCAGAGAAAAGACGUUUCUCCCACCAGCCAGGCUCUGUGUGAGGACGUGGUGAUGGUUCUGACUGUUUUCUGUGAGAAACUGGAGUCGGUGGACGGUGACAAUCAGCUGCUGCAGCUCCUCUUCCUGGAGUGCAUCCUGUCCAUGCUCAGCAGCUGUCCUCCCACAAUGCACUUGUCCAGAAGUUUCACAGACCUUGUGUGGAAGCAGCUGUGUCCAUCCCUGGUGGCCAUUAUGGGAAAUCCAGUUAAUGAUAAAACCAUCACAUCUCACCACAGCUACACGGGGGCGCCAGAGAGAAUCAGUCAAGGAAUCAGUCAGGAGUUGGAGUGCUCUGGCGGGGUAUCCGAUCAAGGCAGGGGGUCCGGCUGCUCCUCCAGCGCCCCCGCCAGGAUCGCGCCUGUGGUGCGGACAGUGUGCUACAUAGCAGCAGAGCUGGUUCGCCUGGUGAGCUGCGUGGAGUCGAUGAAGCCGGUGCUACAGUCCCUGUACCACAGGAUCCUUCUGUACCCACCCCCCCAGCACCGAACCGAGGCCAUCCGCAUCAUGAAAGAGAUUCUAGGCAGCCCUCAGCGCCUCUACGACCUGGCUGGGCCAUGUGUGGCAGAACCUGAAACCAGGAAGCGCUCCUUCUCAAAGAGGAAGUCCCACCUGGAUCUGCUCAAACUAGUGAUGGAUGGGAUGACCGAGGCGUGUAUAAAGGGGGGCAUCGAGGCAUGUUACGCCGCCGUUUCCUGCGCCUUCGCUCUUCUAGCUGCCUUAGAUGAACUGUCACAGGGCCGCGGCCUCCUACCUGAGCAGGCUCGGUUUCUCCUCAGACGACUUGACGACCUGAAGGACGGAUCAGAGUCCAGUCGAGAAUCCAUGGAGAUCAACGAGGCCGACUUCAGGUGGCAGAGACACAUCCUGUCCUCGGAGCAGCCUCACUGGGACCCCAGCUCUUCUUCCCCCAACAUGGCCACGGCCGGCGGCACCGAGCGCAGCCCUGACAUCAGCAUCAGCAUCACCACGGAAACGGGACAAACUACAUUGGAGGACUUGGAAAUGGGGGACCUGGGCCUGGGUCAGGGACACAACACUCCUGAGGAGGGUGGCGAGGACGCUCGUUUCCCCCACACCUACUCCUUCGGAGCCCCAGAGAGAACCCAAGUGGGUCGGGUAGGAGGGGCUGUUCAGAGGGAGGAGGGAGGCGGCGGUGCAGUGGAGGCGGAGGACAGAGGCGGUGUUGUCCCUCCUGACGUGGUGCAGAGGAGUCACGCUCUCGUCUUCCCUGAUAUCACCAACUUCCUGUCGGUGGAGUCCAGGACGAGGUCGCACCACGGAGCAGGGUCCCGGUACAGCGAGAGCAACUUCAGCAUGGAAGAGCAGGACUUGUCUCGGACUGAGUUUGACUCCUGCGAUCAGUACUCCAUGGCGGCGGAGAAAGACUCGGGGCGCUCUGACGUGUCCGACAUCGGUUCCGACAACGUGUCUCUGGUGGAUGAGGAGCAGCAGACGCCUCGGGACUGUCCGGGCCACCGCUCCCUGCGGACCGCUGCCCUGUCCCUGAAGCUGCUGCGUCACCAGGAGGCCGAUCAGCAGAGCGCCAGGCUGUUCGUCCAAUCGCUAGCUGCGCUGCUGCCCCGCCUGCUGGGCCUGGCCGGUGCCAAGGAGGUUGACCUGUCGCUGCAGAACUUCUCCUCCACCUUUUGCUCCGGACUGCAGGCCGGUGGAAUUCACUCUCCAGGCUUUGAAGCUGGCGACUCUCUGAGCUGCCAGGCUCUGAUGAACGCCGACGGCCUCUACCUAGUGUCGUACUACGCUCUGCUGCUCAACCUCAAACUCUGCUGCUGCGACUACUACAGACGGAGGGAGCUCCCCCCCGCCCUCAGCCUGAAGGAGUUUGUCCGUCUGAUCCAGAGCAGCGGAGUCCUGGUGGUUCUGUCUCAGCCCUGGAUCGAGGAGCUUCACCACCAGGUGUUAGAGCGCAACCUGCUGGCUGAUGCUGGCUACUGGGGCUCAGCAGAAGACCGCAUUUUGCCGCUGAUCACCAUGCUGACAGAUAUAGAUGGCCUGGGCAGCAGUGCGAUUGGAGGACAAAUGGUGCGGAGGCCUUCCAGCCAAUCAGCGCUGGCCUCUGAAAAGGCUGGUAUCGACACGGUGACUGCAGGUGCUGUGUUCUCCCGAUUCAUUCUCACCGGCGUGUGGAAGAACCUGAUUGACGUGCUGUCCGCUCCCCUGACGGGACGCAUGGCGGGCAGCUCCAAGGGCCUCGCCUUUAUCCUGGGGGCCGAGGGGCUCAAAGAGCAGAGCCAGCGGGAGAGAGAUGCCAUCUGUCUGAGUUUGGACGGCCUUCGAAAGGCUGCUGCGCUCAGCUGCUCCCUCGGUGUGGCGGCUAACUGUGCAUCGGCUCUAGCCCAAAUGGCUGCAGCUUCCUGUGUGCAAGAGGAGAAGGAGGACGCAGAGAUGGGAGACGCUAUAACACAAGUGAAGCAGCGUGUUGAGCAGCGUCUGGAGCAGAUGGGCCGUCCUCAGGGAGUCCGGCUCCACACGGCUCAUGUGUUGUGUAUGGAUGCCAUCCUGAACGUGGGGUUAGAGAUGGGCAGCCACAACCAUGACUGCUGGCCGCAUGUUUUCAGAGUGACGGAGUACAUCAGCUCUCUAGAGCACACCCACUUCAGCGACGGCUCCUUACAGCCAUCCACCCUUACCACCAUCACCCAGCAGAACCAGCAGCCGUCCGGCGUGGACCUGGGUCUGGAGCUGAGCUGUGAGCCCAGCCCGGAGGCUACAGAGCUGAGUCUGAGCCAGCCGGUCAUCCAGCCGCUGUCCAUCCAGGAGCUGCUGAAAGAGAGCAGCAGAGGAGGGCGGGGCCUGGACCUGAGGAGCGGCAGCCUGUUGACCGGGAUCGGCGCUGCCAAGGCUGUCUGCAUUCUGUCCACUCAGGCUGACAGGUUGUUUGAAGAAGCAGCUACCAAGCUGAACCUGGUUGGUCUGGUUGGUUUUCUGCAGCAGCUCAGGAAAGCUUCUCAGUCUCAGCUCUUCAACUCGGUUACAGAGACUGGAGAUUAUUCCCUGGCAAUGCCAGGAGAAGCCAAAUCCACGCUGGAGCGUCGCAGCGCUCUGCAUCUUUUCCGCCUAGGAGAAGCUAUGCUUAGGGUCGUCAGGAACAAGAACCGGCCACUGCUGCACAUGAUGAGGGCCUGGAGCGUGGUGGCGCCCCAUCUGGUGGAGGCGGCUUGCCACAAGGAGCGCCACGUCUCCCAGAAGGCUGUGUCCUUCAUCCAUGACGUUCUGACCGAGGUGCUGACGAGCUGGGCGGAGCUUCCACACUUCCACUUCAAUGAGGCGCUCUUCAGACCGUUUGAGCACAUCAUGCAGCUUGAGCUCUGCGACGAGGACGUGCAGGACCAGGUGGUGACAUCCAUCGGAGAGCUGGUGGAGAUGUGUUCCCCUCAGAUCCUGUCCGGGUGGAGGCCUCUGUUCAGCGCUCUGAGGACUGUUCACAGCAGCAAGGCCGACACCAAAGACUACCUGCUGGGAGAAUACUCCAUGGGCAAGUCCCAUGCUCCAGUGUUCGAUGUGUUUGAGGCUUUCAUCAACACAGACAACAUCCAGGUCUUCGCUAACGCCGCCACAGACUACAUCAUGUGCCUCAUGAAGUUUGUAAAAGGGCUGGGAGAGGUGGACUACAAAGAGAUUGGAGACUGCGUUCAUGCUUCCGGGUUCAGCUCCACCGAACUCUGCGUUCCUGCUCUUGACUACCUGCACAAAUGUUCACAGCUGCUGGCGAAGAUCUAUAAGAUGCCGUCCAAGCCGGUGUUUCUGGGAGCUCGGCUUGCCGGCCUGCCGAUGAGAUCGCAGGAGCGUUCCAUCAGCAGUGAGGACGGGAUGGACUGUGUCCUCCAGGAGUUCGAUGAUGACACAGGUUUAAUCCAGGUGUGGAUCUUACUGUUAGAGCAGCUCACAGCAGCCGUGUCCAACUGCCCCCGACAGCAUCAGCCUCCCACCCUGGAGCUGCUCUUCACCUUGCUCAGAGAGGUCACAGCUGUACCAGGCCCAGGCUUCGCCAUCUUCGCCGUCAUUCAGCUGCUCCUUCCUGUGAUGUCGCUGUGGCUGCAGCGUAGCCAUGGAGACCACUCUUACUGGGACGUGGCGGCGGCGAAUUUCAAGCACGCCAUCGGCCUGUCAUGCGAGCUGGUUGUGGAGCACGUCAACAGCUUCAUCCACUCAGACAUUGGUUACGAGUCUCUGAUCAACCUGAUGCUGAAGGAUCUGUUCAAGCUGCUGGUGGCGUGCGUGUCUGAACCUGCAGAGACCAUCUCCAGAGUGGGCUGCUCCUGCAUCAGGUACGUGUUGGUGACGGUGGGUCCGGUGUUUACGGAGGAAAUGUGGAGGCUGGCCUGCUGCGCCCUGCAGGACGCUUUUUCUGCAACAUUAGAGCCUGUAAAGAACCUUCUAGCAUGCUUUCAUAGCGGCUCGGACAGCUUCUCUGGAGACGCCUGCGAGGUGAAGGUCGCGGCUCCGUCUCACUCUCCAUCAGCCGAGGCCGAGUACUGGAGGAUCAAAGCUAUGGCUCAGCAGGUCUUCAUGUUAGACACUCAGUGCUCUCCAAAGACGCCCAACAACAAGGACGGCUUCGAGCACGCUCAGUCCUGUGUGCUCAUCAUCGAGCUGCCGGCUGACCAGCAGUCUAACGGACAUGCACAGAAGAGGAUCCCGUUUCGGACCAUCGUGGUGAGCCUCCUUUCCCACCAGGUCCUGCUCCAGAACCUCUACGACAUCCUGCUUGAGGAGUUCGUCAAGCAGCCCGAAGGCAACGAGCGGGUGACACCUGUGACCUCCGACCCCAGCAGACCCACCGCUGGCUUCCUGCGCUACAUUUCCAUGACGAAUUUAGCCAUCAUCCUGGACCUGCUGCUGGACUCUUACAGGACUUCUCGGGACUUUGACACCCGGCCGGGGCUGAAGUACCUGCUGAUGAAGGUGUCGGGUGUUUGUGGAGCAGCAAACCUUUACCGUCAGUCAGCGAUGAGCUUUAACUUGUACUUCCAGGCUCUGCUGUGCGCCACACUGAGCCAAGCGGAGACCAUGACGCCGCAGCAGGUGAAGAGGAUUCUGUAUGAAGAAGAGGAGGGCAGCUCUGACUCCUCCCACCCUGGAUCUGCUUCCUCAGAGGAUGAAGAUAUCUUUGAAGAAACAGCACAGGUGAGUCCGCCUCGCGGCCGUGAGAAGCGCCACCAGUGGCAGGCUCCCGUCCCGUCACUCAGCAUCCAGCCUGUAGGGGGAGCCGACUGGGCCUGGCUGGUUCGACGUCUCUACAAAGUUUGCAUGGAUCUUUGCAACAGUUACAUCCAGAUGCACCGGGACCUGGAGAGCACACUGGAGGAAACACCCCUGCUGAGAGGAGCAGGAGGAGGCGACCAUGUUUUCUUCCUGCCUCUGUUCCAAUCGGAGACCUCCACACCGACGUCAGCUGGGGGGUUCUCAGCCAGGGGGACGCCCUCAGAGGAGGGGAGUGUUCGGUGUCAGGGAGUAGAUCCCAGUGCAGCUUCACCUGGAGAAACGCCAACACCCAGUCCCAGAUUCAGCUUCACAGGCAGCCUGCCGCACCACUUCCAGACCGCAGCAGAAAGGAGAGACUCUGGCAUCACAGGAAGCUCCGUAGGAGGAAUUCCCAGCAGCACCGCGCCUGGUAGGAGGAAGGAAUGGUGGGAAAAUGCAGGAAACAAACUGUACACCAUCGCAACAGACAAAACCAUCAACAAACUCAUGAUGGAGUACAAACGCAGGAAGCAGCCGCAGCAGCAGGUGCAGCAAACCCACAUCAACCUGUUCAUGAAGGAGCAGAGCCGAGCGGCAACGGGAGGAGCUGCGGGAGGAGACAGGAGAGGCCCGGUGGAGCUGCAGAGACCCCAGCAGCUGGUUGACCAGCAGGGGCCCCCGCUCAGGCACUCUGUCAGUGCAGGGCCCGAAGUGCUAAGGCAGGAGAAGAGACCUCGUUCAGGAUCCACCAUCAGCUCCCACAGCAUCUCCCUGAGGGACUCCGAGGCCCAGAUACAGGCGUGGACCAACAUGGUCUUAACUGUCCUCAAUCAGGUCCUCCUGCUCUCAGACUCCACCUUCCUGGCUCUUCAGCCGGCGCUCUACCCCUGCCUCAGCCAGCUCUCCUGUCACGUGACAGAUGCACGGGUCCGGCAGUCACUGCGCGACUGGCUCGGCCGGGUCGGCAGACUCUAUGACAUCAUCAUGUGACAUCACAUCGGAACAGCGGGUGAAGACUGACUGAAUGAAGUUCUUCUACUAACUAUGAUCUAAUGCGGCGCUCAGAGACAGACUUUAGAGUGAAUGAGCAGCCGAUUAAACAAAUCAACCAAGCGUUUGAAGAUAAAUGUGCCAUUUAUGCUUUGACUCCUGAUUUAAACAUUCUUAUCUGUGGAGCCCAGUCAUACAGCCAAAAGCAGAUAUUCUGAAUUACUCUUGUUCAUCUCACAAUGAUCAGAUUCGUUCUGUUUUGGCUGAUGAAUUAUUUUUUCUCAUUCUGGUUGUGUCUGUGUUGCGUUGCAGUGCAAUUAUUUCAUAUUUAUUGGUACAUUAUGGGUUUUUUUGUGCAUCGUGCAUCCCUCUGUGUUAAGAAUGAAAUAAGACUUUUCCCACCUUUCUUGUGUCCUCAAUAGUUUUCUUUAAAGCUCCUACAGUCAACAGAAGUGUGUAUUUUAUUGCCCUUGUGCAUGUGCAUCGCGCUUUUGCUGCUCAGUUUGUAACACAAACAGAAAAAUGCUAAUUUGCUAAAAAAAAUAGUUACAUUUCCACAGGGUGCCUUUAGGGAGGGUUGAAUAAAGUGAUGCUUAUUAUCUGAUACUUUUUUCUUCUCCACAGUUAUCAGAAACUUUGAAAGAGCUAUGAUCCUGACAUAGUUUGUUUUGGAUAUAUGCUGAAGAUUCUUAGUCAUCACGGUCUUUUACUUUUUGGAGCACAAACACUUAACUUCUGGAUAAUCAAACACGUGGAUUCAAUUCAAUGAUGCCAUAAUUUCUCUUUUCUAGCUUUAGCUUUUUUUUUUUUAUCUCCUGCAGCCUCUUCUUGUUUCUCUGUAUCACUGAAUUUGGCUAUGAGAUAUUUAUUUUAACCAAAAACAUAGAACAUGUAUCUGGAUUUCUAUGGCUUCUUCCUGCUGUGAUGUUUUUAUGCAUCUUCUCUUGCUUUCAGUUUGAUCUUUGAGAAACAUGGACCUGCUGAUUGUGUUACUGCUGUCUCUGUUUGAUUCAUGAAUGUUUUACUGAUGCUUCAUCUGUAUCUGCAUAGUUGGACUCCUCUGUGUUAAUUUCAUCCAGUCUGGACACUGAAAGAGAGCUUCAGGUUUAUGCAAGCUCUUAAAAACAUGUCUGCCUUCUGUUACUGAAUCUCUUUAUUUAAAAUAGAACCAAAAUACAGCUGGACGAUCCAA
Messenger RNA from Cyprinodon tularosa, 8107 nucleotides. It is a transcript of the gene arfgef3, whose product is annotated as ARFGEF family member 3. Gene Ontology annotation, biological process: regulation of ARF protein signal transduction. NCBI's taxonomy places the organism in Eukaryota, Metazoa, Chordata, Actinopteri, Cyprinodontiformes, Cyprinodontidae. The transcript has 41 exons. Gene Ontology annotation, molecular function: guanyl-nucleotide exchange factor activity. Bases 103 to 6915 code for a protein of 2270 amino acids. The record is from RefSeq and is a predicted model, not a curated record.